This is a messenger RNA of Aureobasidium namibiae CBS 147.97, 1131 nucleotides long. RefSeq lists its product as uncharacterized. NCBI's taxonomy places the organism in Eukaryota, Fungi, Ascomycota, Dothideomycetes, Dothideales, Saccotheciaceae. The record is from RefSeq and is a predicted model, not a curated record. The annotation marks the transcript as partial. The transcript is spliced from 2 exons.
AAGACGAGUCCCACUACCGCCGAUGGAACUCCUCCUAUCCAACCUUCCUUCUCUCGCCGUCGCUCCUCGCUGCUCUCCUUCUCGAGCCUAGACGACACGCGACACUCGGCUGGUGACUUCAUCCGUCCAUCAUUGGGCCUCGACCACCAAGAUUCGACUGCUCCCGAUGACCUGUCGCACUGGCACAGCUCUCCCUUGGCCUUUGCUUUCCUCCCCGCUCUUGCUGGUCUAUUCUUCACCAAUGGAAGUGCUUUUGUCACUGACAUCCUCCUCCUCGGCUUAGCUGCUUUGUUCCUCAACUGGAGUGUCAGAUUACCCUGGGACUGGUAUCGCUCCGCCCAGGCUCAGUUUGCUCUGGACGACUUGACCAAUUCUCCUGCUGUGUCACAAGACCUGGAUGAAGACGACGAACAACACCAACCCACCGAGCAACCGCAAACGACUCAAGAACAGGAAGAUGCAGCUGCCAAUCUCCGCCAACACGAGCUGCUUGCUUUGAUCUCCACCUUCCUGUUUCCUGCCUGCGCUGCUUACCUGCUCCAUGUCAUCCGUGGUCAGCUCUCCCGUCCCUCUGAAGGCUUGGUCUCGGAUUACAACCUGACUAUAUUCCUUCUCGCCGCCGAGAUACGCCCCAUCCGCCAAUUGAUCCGUUUGUUCACACAUAGGACCAUACACCUGCAGCGUAUUGUUCGUGGUAACGGCGACUCUUCGGUGUUGAGCAAGAAGGACAAGGCCAUCACGGAGCUUGCAUCUCGCCUGGUCGUCCUAGAGGACAAGUUCGGCGAUCAACUGUCGUCUCCGGGCGUCUCGAUUCUCCAGAAGGACGAAGUCACCGCCCUCUCCAGCGAUAUCAGGAAGCGUUUUGAACCUCGUCUUGAUGCCUUGGAGCGUGCUGUGAGAAGAUACGAGAAGCGAGCCACUACUUUGACUCUACUCACUGAGCAAAGAUUGCAAUUCUUGGAAAACCGUUUGCAAGACGCGCUAAGCUUGGCUGCUGUCGCUGCUCAGUCUUCGAAUAAGCCUGGCAUUGUUGCUACAAUUCUGUCCACUCUGGCAAAGACACUAGCAGUGCCUCUAGAGUUGGUCUGGUUCGUUUUUGUAUGGCCCCUGAAGGUCACAGAGUCCGUGCUU